Messenger RNA from Cylindrotheca closterium, 810 nucleotides. Lineage: Eukaryota; Bacillariophyta; Bacillariophyceae; Bacillariales; Bacillariaceae. The record is from the annotation of a GenBank genome assembly.
AUGAAUAGACGAUCAAGCAUAUCUGAUGGAAAACCAAAACCAGAAGAAACAGUGUCUCAUAAUCAACCGCCAUCAGCCUCCACACGAAAUGCCAUUACACAGCUGACAUCCUUAGACCAAUACACUAGCCUGAGGAACCAUCGGAUGCGUUUCGAACACGCGUUCGACAUCAACGCCGAGCGAGUUGACACAACAAAAGAGCAAGAUAUCAUCUUCGGUAGAGGCAAGAGUUUGCAAGAUUAUCCCGGAAACCAACGCAUGCGACAAAUCACAAGCAAAUACAAGAACCUAUACCGCACACUUCCAAGAUCACAAAAGCGAAACCUGGUGGAAAGUGUAUACAAGGAAAUCGUGGUAAAUGGUGCCCGGUUCUUGACCAAGGCUCCCAACGCAACGCAUUUCCUUUUAGUAGAUGUUGAGGUAGCACUGCAGAAGAUCAGUAACAGUCUUCGUUGCAUGAAAGAGCACAAACGUCAGAUUGUAGCUGCAAUGGAACGCAGAAACUCAUCAGACGAAGCGGUGCCCAAGGCUUCUGCGUCAGCAGCAACGUCUUUCCUAGAGAGAGCUUCCAUUCAAAUUCACCCUCUUCCGAUUCUGAAUCCAAGUGUUACGACUGGAUCACAGAAUCUUGAUAUAUAUUCAACUCUUCAGCGUUUGAAUCAGUGUAGACAACUUCGGUUAUUCACGGAGGCAUGCAUGAAGUCCUCGGUUGCAAUUGCUACAAUCGGCAAGGUUCCUUCAGUGCAGCUGUCAGCUCCUCGAAAAACAGCUCCUGGUGCAAAAUCAAACAAGAGACCAUCAUCUUUGUAG